Molecule: messenger RNA, 7085 nt
Organism: Danio aesculapii
Lineage: Eukaryota; Metazoa; Chordata; Actinopteri; Cypriniformes; Danionidae
Gene: adamts9
Product: ADAM metallopeptidase with thrombospondin type 1 motif, 9
Exons: 28
Coding region: 193-4521 (1442 amino acids)
Biological process (GO): extracellular matrix organization; proteolysis
Cellular component (GO): extracellular matrix
Molecular function (GO): metalloendopeptidase activity
Source: RefSeq, a predicted model, not a curated record
CCUUUCUGGUAUUAUGCAUGCAAACCAAGAGCUCCGACCGAGCGCUUGUUUAGCGUCAUGGAAGUCACUUCUAUGAAGUAGAGAAGAAACCCUUUGGAUGCAGCAACCGUGCGGCGGAAAGCCCGGCUUCAAGGGACAGCGGAAUACUGUAUUCGGGCUUGCUUGCAUUCAUUUUUCUAAACGUGGACAAUCAUGGUUUUGUUCUCCUGGGGAAUUAGUUUUUUAGUAUUACUCUCUGAACUAAUGAAUGCACUAGCUUCAACGGGGAGACUGCGAGGUUCAGAAAAAGCGAAAUUACAGCAGUUUGGCGCGUAUGAGAUUGUAACUCCGGCCAGAUUGAAUGAAGUCGGUGAGCAACUGCCAACGGGCGUGCACUUCAAGAGGAGAAAGCGGAGUACCGACCCAACAACCGCCAACAUCUCUCAUCAUUGGACCUCGCCGCACGCCUAUUAUCAAAUAUCUGCCUUUGGGCAGGACUAUUACCUUAACCUUACUCUCGAGUCUGGAUUUAUUGCGCCAGUUUACACUGUCACGACACUCGGAGCAUCCAGUGAAGGGCAUAAUUCAGUUGAGGGGGAGGAGGAGGACACGGAGUAUCAGCACUGCUUUUAUAAAGGACAUGUGAACGCUGGGCAGGAGCACACUGCAGUAAUCAGCCUCUGCUCCGGUUUGCUUGGCACUUUCAGGUCACCAGAAGGGGAGUUUUUUGUGGAGCCCCUUCAUAGCUACAAUAGUGAACAUUAUGAAGAAGAACACAUCAAACCUCACGUCGUGUACAGAAAAGAUGCCUCAAAAAAGACUGUAGAUGAUUCCACUGCAUGUGAAACUUCAGGACAUACAGAGCCACACCGCAGAAACAGGAACAGACUGAAGAGAAAGUUGCCCUCCAGCAUGCUGUCCGACCUGGAGACUCUUAAUUCCAGACUCUUCCCCUUCUCAGAAAACAAGCACAACUCCGCUAAUGAAAGCAGUGACUCCAAGCCACACCGGAGAUCAAAGCGUUUCCUCUCCUACCCCCGUUUUGUUGAAGUCAUGGUUGUGGCAGACAGCAAGAUGGUGGAACAUCAUGGAAGCAACCUUCAGCACUACAUUCUUACCCUGAUGUCCAUCGUUUCCUCCAUCUAUAAGGACCCCAGCAUUGGAAACCUGAUUAACAUUGUUAUUGUGAAGCUGGUCAUUAUAAAGAAUGAGCUGGACGGUCCCACUAUCUCCUUCAAUGCACAAGCCACUUUGAAAAACUUCUGCAUAUGGCAGCAAAGUCAAAAUCACCCUGAUGACAACCAUUCCUCACAUCACGAUACCGCCAUCUUAAUCACAAGGCAGGACAUCUGUCGAGCACGGGACAAAUGUGACACUUUAGGUCUAGCUGAGCUGGGUACAGUUUGUGAUCCUUAUAGAAGUUGCAGUAUUAAUGAGGAUAAUGGACUCAGUACUGCUUUCACCAUCGCUCAUGAGCUCGGCCAUGUGUUCAACAUGCCUCACGAUGACAGCAACAAAUGCAAGGAGGAUGGAGUCAAGAAUCAGCAACAUGUGAUGGCCCCUACGCUCAACUAUUACACCAAUCCCUGGAUGUGGUCCAAAUGCAGUCGGAAAUACAUCACAGAGUUCCUCGACACAGGGUAUGGUGAAUGUUUGCUUGAUGAGCCGGUUUCUAGGCCAUACAGUUUGUCCCAGCAGCUGCCCGGACAGAUAUACAGCGUCAAUAAACAAUGUGAGCUGAUAUUUGGGCCUGGGACGCAGGUGUGCCCAUAUAUGACACAAUGCCGGAGGUUGUGGUGCACCAGUCCUGAUGGAGUCCAGCGGGGCUGUCGAACCCAACACAUGCCAUGGGCUGAUGGCACAGACUGCGCUCCAGGAAAGCAUUGUAAACAUGGCCUGUGCAUCCAUAAAGAGCAUGAAUAUGUUCCAGUUGAGGGUGCCUGGGGCGGGUGGAGUCACUUUGGCACAUGCUCAAGGGCCUGCGGAGGGGGAAUCAAGAUCGCUGUCCGCGAAUGUAACCGACCCGUACCCAGAAAUGGGGGGAAGUAUUGUGUUGGACGCAGGAUGAAAUUUCGCUCCUGUAACUCUGAGCCAUGCUCCAAGCAAAAGAAAGACUUCAGGGAGGAACAGUGUGCUAGCUUUGAUGGACGGCACUUCAACAUCAAUGGUCUACCUCCAAAUGUCCGCUGGGUGCCAAAGUACAGCGGAAUUCUGAUGAAGGAUCGCUGUAAGCUAUUCUGUCGUGUGGCGGGCAGCACAGCUUACUACCAACUCAGGGACAGAGUGACUGACGGCACACAGUGUGGACCUGACACUAAUGACAUCUGUGUUCAGGGCCUGUGCAGGCAAGCAGGAUGUGACCAUGUGCUGAACUCCAAGGCCAGGAGAGAUAAGUGCGGGGUGUGCGGUGGGGAUAACUCUUCAUGCAAGCCUGUGGCAGGAACGUUCAACAUAGUGCAUUAUGGUUACAAUGUGGUGGUGAGAAUUCCCAGUGGUGCUACAAAUAUAGAUGUGAGACAACACAGCUACUCAGGGAAAGCAGAGGACGAUAACUACCUCGCCUUGUCCAACAGCCGUGGAGAAUAUUUACUCAAUGGAGAUUUUGUGGUCAGUAUGUUUAAAAGGGAAGUCAGAGUAGGGAAUGCUGUUAUUGAAUACAGCGGCUCUGACCAUGUCGUGGAGAGAAUCAACUGCACUGACCGCAUUGAAGAGGAGAUUAUUAUCCAGGUGCUAUCCGUAGGAAACCUCUACAACCCUGAUGUCAGGUAUUCUUACAACAUUCCCAUAGAGGACAAACCUCAGCAUUUCUUCUGGGAUGCGUACGGCCCGUGGCAGGAUUGCAGUCUUUUGUGCCAAGGAGAGCGCAAGAAGAAGAUCUUGUGCAAUCGUGAAUCGGAUCGAGUGGUGGUUUCUGAUCAGCGGUGCCACGGUUUACCUAAACCAGCUGCGAUCACUGAGCCAUGCAACACAGACUGUGAACUCGGGUGGCACAUUGCUCGCAAAAGUGAGUGCACAGCCACAUGUGGUGUGGGUUACCGGUCUUUGGACAUUUACUGCACCAAACAAAGCAGAUUGGAUGGGAAAACCCAGAAGGUGGAUGAGCGGUACUGCAGCAGCCAACAUAAGCCCGUUGACAAGGAGGUCUGCCAUGGAGACUGCAACCCUGGAGGAUGGGAGUACUCCUCCUGGUCUGAGUGUUCCAGGAGCUGUGGAGGAGGAACACGUCGCAGGAAUGCAAUAUGUGGAAAGUCUGACGAAAGAGAUGACGAUAGCAAGUGCAACCCACAAGAAAAGCUCACAGCUCAGCCCUGUAAUGAGUUCCUGUGUCCUCAGUGGAAAACUGGAGACUGGUCGGAGUGUUUGGUAACAUGUGGCAAAGGCUAUAAACACCGUCAGACUUGGUGUCAGUUUGGAGAGGAGCGUUUGGAUGUCCGUUUCUGUGACUCAUCCAAACCCGAGUCGGUGCAGGCCUGCCAACAGCAAGAAUGUGCGUCUUGGCAGGUGGGACCCUGGGGACAGUGUACCACCACAUGCGGACCGGGAUAUCAGAUGAGAGCUGUGAAGUGUGUGGUUGGCUCAUAUGGCUCUGUUAUGGAUGACACUGAAUGUAAUGCAGCAACACGUCCAACAGACACUCAGGACUGUGAACUCUCUCAGUGCCCCGUGACUCAUCCUGUGGCCCCAGAGCCCAAAGUGAUGCCACAUCCUGGCCAUAAAACACAGUGGCGCUUUGGAUCAUGGACACAGUGCAGCGCCACCUGUGGAAAAGGCACACGCAUGCGUUAUGUAAGUUGCCGUGAUCAGCAGGGUGGAGUGGCAGAGGAAUCAGCCUGUGCUCAUCUGCCAAAACCUCCUGCUAGUGAGGUCUGCUCUAUAGUGGCGUGUGGACAGUGGAAGGUUCUGGAAUGGACUGCGUGCUCCGUAUCCUGUGGUCAGGGUACGACUACACGGCAAGUAGUGUGUAUGAACAUCAGCGAUCAGGUUGUGGAACUGAGUGAGUGUGACCUAGAUGACAAACCAGCGGCAGAGCAGGAGUGUGCCAUGCCCCAGUGUCCAUCCCGCUCCACCGACCACGGGGGCUUUUCACCCAACCCCGAUUUUCGGAAAAAAACAGCUCUUCCAGGACGAACUGACCGCAACAGAGCAGGCAGACUUCAGGCCCAGCAGUGGAGGACGGGACCAUGGGGGGCGUGUUCGAGUACCUGUGCCGGAGGCUUCCAGAGGCGUGUGGUGGUGUGUCAGGAUGAGAACGGAUAUCCGGCCAGCAGCUGUGAUGAGAGCAUUCAGCCCAUUGAGCAGCGCUCUUGUGAGUCCGGCUCCUGCCCGCAGUGGUUCUACGGCAACUGGAGUGAGUGUUCAAAAUCCUGCGGAGGAGGGAUAAAGACCCGGCUGGUCGCCUGUCAGCGUCCCAACGGGGAGCGUUUUAACGAUCUGAGCUGUGAAAUUCUUGACAAACCACCCGACCGAGAACAGUGCAAUACUCAGUCCUGUUCUAUUAACCCUCACUGGAGCACAGACCAAUGGAGCUCGGUACGCUCAUAACUAUUUAACCCUUUUCCCCUUCAUAAGUUCUUAUUCUCACAACAGGCUGAGGUUUCUUUACACCCAAGACGUGAAGAAAACAAAUGGAAACUCUUUAACGGUUUGAUCUUUUGCUGCUUUGAGGUUGCACUUAAAGACCUACCAAAACAUGCAGUUCUAUAUUGGUUGAAAGUUUUAUUUCCUAACUGAAAAAGUGAGCAUCUCUUUGGUUGACUUGUUUUGUUUUGUUUUUUGCCCAAUGCAGCUGUACUUUACAUUAAUUCUAAUGAUUGUGAUGGUAUUUGUGGUGGUUUGUGUUCAAAACAUAGUACAGUUGUGUAUAGUAUUUACAAUGCAGGCAGUUUACUUUGGUAUAUUGUUUGAUUUUUGUUUCUAUUGCUCUUUGUUAUUAAUUUUUUUAACCAUACCUCAAGUGAAACUCAGCUAGCCAUUGACCUUUUUUAAAAUUUAUGAUGGUGCUUUUUCAGUACAAGGGAGACUUUGUGAAAAUCUGUUUAUAGUUGCUAUAUUUUUGUAUAUUUAAGGUGACUGACUGAAGUAAAUACAAAACUAAUUGUGACGUAAAUCAAAUGUAGCUUUUGUUCAUUUUUAUGUCUGUUGAUUUGUUCUGAUAGCCUUUUGUAUUCUUUUUGCUAGGUUAUUAUUUUUAAAAUCAGUAUUAUUAUUUUAGUUUUGUGUACAAAUCUAGUUUUUUUGUUUGUUUAUGUUUUUUUGUAAGUUUGUUUUGUUGGCCAGUUACUUGUGUCUACCUCAUUCUCAAUGAAGAGCCCCAUAUCCACGUUCUCUCUACUUUAUAUUAGUGGAUGCGGAUACAAAAUAUUAACAUCCCUAAAUUUAUACCUUGAAGUGUUAGAGCAGCCAGAAAUUAAAAUUCUGUUAUUUAUUACUCAGCUUUAUGUCAUUUCAAUCCCCUGAGACUUUCGUUCAUCUUCACUACACAAAUGAAGAUAUUUUAGAUGAAAUCCUAGAGCUCUCUCAUCCUCUAUAGCCAGCUGUAGAUGUUCAAAGUCCUGAUGUCAAAACAUGCCACUUCAGUGGUUCGGCUUUAAUUAUACAAAGCUCCAAAAACACUUUGUAAAUCUGCAAAAACAACUUUACUAAUGUUUUCCACAUCAGAUCAGGAAGCGUGUUUACCAUGGCAAUACUAUGCUUGCUUGUUGCGUUGCUGACUCUAAUGGUGAAUAUGUCAUACUUUAUUUACAAACUUCAUUUACAUUUACAGGUUUUUUUUUUGGUGCACAAAAAUGUUCUUGGAGCAUGAUUACAGUUGAUCCACUGAAGUCACAUGGAAGCACUUGGAACAUCUCUGAAACAUUGCUGUCUAUGGAGGGUGAGGGAGCUCUCAUGCUGUGUUCACACCAGACGCGGUAUGCGCGGAUAACUCAUGCUAUUCACGCGUAAAUAGAUAAACAAUUUGAGUUUACUCGCUUCAUUUGCGCGUCAAAUCCGCUUCAUUCACGCGUCAAAUUCACUUCACAACAGACGUAGACUCGCGUCAUGGGUGGGUCUUCUGUCUGCCCGGUGACUCUAGCUUCGUUACUAAAUGGCUAACAGGAAUUUUAUUGAGAGAAUAGCUGUGUUUAUGUGCUUUAGGAAGAUUAAAAAACUGUUGAUUCAUUUGGAGCCGUGCCUGAGUCCAUUCUGAGGUUCACCCAGCUCUGUGAGCUCAUAAACUUUUCCAGAAACUAUACCUGGAUGAUGGAAGCCUUUCAGCUGUGCUUAUGACUGAGCCGAGCCCAGUUUGAUGAACUGUUGUCCAGCGUUGGCAGAAGGAUUUUCCUCCGGGACACCAACAACAGGCGCUACGUCAUAAUCACUCCCCUGCAAGAGAAAGCUCCUGAUUGGUUAACGCGGCGCAAAUGUCCGCUGAAGUUCAGAUUUUCCAACUUGAGUGAACUCGUGCCGCUUCAGUUGCACAAAUCGCAUCAUUCCUCAUUCGCACGUAUCUUGCCGCAGGAUGUCUUUUCGCGUCUUUGCAUUGGCUUAACAUGUAAAUCACUCGCACUUGACGCUUCUUCUGUGUCUGGUGUGAACACAGCAUUGGAUUUCAGCUAAACUCUAAUCUCAAUUUUUAUUCCGAUGAUGGAUGAAGGUCUCUGGGGAAUUGUAAUGACAUGGGAAUGAGUAACUGAUAACAUAAUUUUUAUUUUUGGGUGAACUAACCCUUUAAUUUGUUCUAUAAUAUCUCAUGGAUAUGAUAGUAGAUGAUGACCAAAUUUAGGAGACACUUACAGUGUUGAAAAAAUGUUUUCCACCAUAAACAAUAUAGUUAAAAUUGUUAUAAAAUGUGGAUUAAAAAUAAUAAAUUACAGUUUGAAUUUUAAAGGGACAUUUCACACCAAAAUGAAAGUUUGCUGUUAAUCCUUUAACAUGCACUCUAAAAAAAAAAAAUCACUGCCAAUUACUUUCAUUAAAUUGUGUUCCUGACACCCCUCAACCCCCUUUUGUUCUUCAUUUAAACAUUAAAUAAUAAUUACAAAUUAAAUUUUGAUCUUUAGAGAUUCAUAAAAUGCAACUCAAUGGCAGGGAACAGAAAAUAAAUACCAGUGGCUUCUGGUGAUAUG